Venturia canescens is the source of this 4722-nucleotide messenger RNA. RefSeq names its product homeobox protein aristaless-like. The record is from RefSeq and is a predicted model, not a curated record. Gene Ontology annotation, molecular function: RNA polymerase II transcription regulatory region sequence-specific DNA binding; DNA-binding transcription factor activity, RNA polymerase II-specific. The coding region runs from base 1684 to 2883 and encodes 399 amino acids. Gene Ontology annotation, biological process: regulation of transcription by RNA polymerase II. The transcript has 4 exons. Lineage: Eukaryota; Metazoa; Arthropoda; Insecta; Hymenoptera; Ichneumonidae.
CCCCCCUCCCCGCGGGCCCCUGUUCGAUCCGCGAUCUUUUGAUUUCGUAAAUCCUUCCGGACGGAAAGCACGCUUUUUCAUCCCUUUCUCGAGUGAGUUAAACAAUAUUUACUUCCCAAACGAGAUUGCUCUGAUUCGAGAAACGAAAGUGCAGUUCGCACGUGCAUUGAUCCAUCGACUCGAAACCCUUACGAGGAAGAUCGUCGAUCGGAGAUAAGCCGCGUGGAACUUUCGAGGAUUUAAAGUGUGACACAGUGCUUCGGAGCGCAUCGGUUCGUUGGUUUCGUUGUUCGGAGUGAACACGUGUUUCGAUGAGCGCGCAAUUUCGUUCCAUUUUCAUAAUUACUUUCAAAACUCGAUUCUCGAUUCUCGGCCCAGCGAAUAAUCCUUGACGAGUUACACCGGCGUAGAAAAGCUGUGACUCUAUUGGGAGGAAGCAUCGAGAGUACGAGCGAAUGUUAAGUGAGAUCCUUCGUAAUCGUUUAAUUGAUUCGUUAAACCGGCUCGAGGUCCCUCGUGUUUACGUUGUCGGACAUCGCGCGAUGAGAAAAUUUGGAAACACUCGAAUCCGCUGUACUUACGAUCUCACACCGGGAUCACGCGAGUGCUCUAGUUACGACGAAAAGUUUCAUCGGCUCGCGACGUCUCGCGAUCGAUCAGACACACCGAGUGUCUCAAGUCCGCUCGUCCUCGACUUUGACCCGGAGCAAAUGCUCGUUACGCGAAGGAAUUAACGAAACUCAUCGAAUCCCCGAUCUGAUGAAGGUCCAUAAAAAGCUGCGUUCGAACGAAAUGAAACUUCGUUAAAAGCUCCGGGACGAUCUUCGCAGACGACAGGAAUAUAAACAGAAACGGUGCCAUUCAAUGUGAAAAAAUAAAUAAAAAAUUUUUUUUUAAACAAAAUCAAAUCAAUAAACAAAUAAGCAAUGAAGAAAACUCUGCGACGAUAUAGAAAAUUCGCAAUAUAAAUUCAAGCCGAAGACAGGAAACUUUACAGUGUUGAAGAUUUAUGAUAUUUGAGUUAUCAGUGCGAGGAACAUAAAGAAUUGAUAUAUUUGCGAUUACAUAAUUGAAUAUAUCAGAGAUAAAGAGUAUUUUUGCCUGAAGUAUAACUGCAGUUUGAAUAGUACAAUUAGUGGGGUUUCAACGAGAGUAUGGGGCGGGGUUAACACGUGUCGAGAAGAAUGCCGCCCGGCGAAUCCAAUUAGUGCGUCCGCGCGGGAGCGAAAAAAAAUUGAGUGCCGAAUAAUUUUAGUCGUUUCAUUAAUUCGCCUCAAUUUCUUGCUUCACGAAGCAAGUACGCGACGAGCAAAGACGCGGAUUGACGUUAUCGUAUUUCGAUUUAACUAUCAUUGGUUUCUCGCAGUCAUACGCCGAGGUUAGACGUUCUUUUCAUCACCGCUUUUUCGACAUGAAGCUCCUCGCUGAAAGAAAGUUGAACUUUGAGCGCUUUUCCUCCCCCUUUCGCGAUUGCUUUUAUCUGAACGUUCGUCGGCAUCGAAAAUUUUGUCAUUGACUUCGAUUUUCAUCGAUAUAUGCUUCGACGUAUCGAGCGCAUUUUCGUUGCCGGCCAGCAUCCAAAGUGUGCGAACAGCAUUGUGAUCUUUUCUCUUCCCUCUCUCUCUCUCUCUCUCUUCAGAGAGAGGAAAAAACGACGACUCUAAAAAGGCUCAAACUCUGCCAAUGGACCUCAGCAUGACGCCGCGACGCCCGCCGGACGGCGUCGAGCUCCAAAAAACACGAGUAGCCAAGAGCGUUUUCAGCAUUAGAAGCCUCGUUGACGUCGGUGAUGCAGAUCUUACCAGCAGCAACGACGACGAAAGAAACCCUGAUAAUUCUGGGCGAGGCAGCACCGAGGCCGUCUCGCAGACGAGUCCUGCAAGCAGUACGAGCAGCUCGAGCAUAACUCAGGUGUGCCAUCAAGCUCACCAGCCUGCUCAACAUCAUCAACAACAAGCGAUUCAUCAAUCGAAUCAAACCAAUCAAAUGGGUAUCUCGACCGAGGAUGUUAGACCCGAGGACGAGGGCUCGCACCCUAGGGCUGCCCCAACGAGUCCUGAAAGUGAGGCCGAGGCUGAUGACUUUGCUCCUAAGAGAAAGCAACGAAGAUAUCGGACGACCUUCACAAGCUUUCAACUCGAAGAACUAGAAAAAGCUUUCUCCAGGACUCAUUACCCAGACGUUUUUACUCGAGAGGAACUGGCCAUGAAGAUCGGACUGACGGAAGCCCGGAUACAGGUAUGGUUCCAGAACAGAAGAGCCAAGUGGCGAAAGCAGGAGAAGGUGGGUCCCCAAGGUCAUCCUUACAACCCAUAUUUGGGAACCGGAGGACCACCACCGUCGGCGGUAGUUGCUCCAUCGCUGCCCAAUCCGUUCGCCCAUCUCGGAACGUUCGCUUUGAGAAAACCGUUCGAGGCUUUUCGUUAUCCACCCCUCGGCCACGGUCACGUCUUACCAGGCGGUUAUCCAGCUCACCCUUAUCAUCGUGGACCGCCGCAGCUCCUGCCACCUGGAAUGCCAUUGCCCUACACCUCGGCCGCGUCCUUUCAAACUCUUCUUGCCAACAUAUCCGCAGCUCAGAGGCCAAAGAUCGUUCGUAACUCACCUCCCCCUCCGCCGGCCCCGUCAUCGGCAACCGUCGCGCCGCCGCCGCCGCCUCCUCCGCCUCCUCCCCAACCUCCAACGGUCGUCAACAUCCCUUCCGCAGCAUCCGCGGCUUCGCCGACUUGCACCAGCUCCCCGCAAAGCUCGCCAACCGGAAGCGUCACCGCGCUGCCGGAUAUCGAUCGUAGAACCAACAGUAUAGCCUCCCUGAGGCUCAAGGCCCGUGAGUACGAACUCCAUCUUGAGAUGCUCCGGAAAAACGGCGAUCUCAUCAGUUGAACGAUCUCCAGUCGUUGUAUUCUUUCCUGCUACUUCGCCCCUCAAACUCUGAGAUACAAACGUUUGUCAACCUCAACGAAAUACUUUUUGUACUCGUCGCAAAAUAAUCCCCUUCUGGAUUUCGAUCGUGCGCGCUUCGGUGUUUCGGCACCGAGUAUAUGUUAAAGGCAAGGAAAAAUACGUAAAUUUCUCAUUCGCGAGAGAAUUCUGCGAAUGAUCGAUGACGAAAAAAAUCGAUGCUGAAAUCUCUUCAUAUUUUUUUUAUCCUUUAGAAUUUUACAUUCGUUGAAAAAAUAAAUAUUUAGAAACACCCGAAGUAAAUGGGGAACGAAAAAUCUCGAUUUUUCACAAACUCGCAAAGUCUCGCCUUUUUUCGACCCUGGUCACUCGAAGAAGCAACCAAACAAGAUUGUUCAGGAUUUCCCAGAUUCCUCAACAGCUUUGUCAAACUCUUCGAUAUUCUCUCGCUUCCUAGCGUCCAAUCGAGAAGCUUCAGUUUCGAUAUUUAUCGUAAAAAAUCCAUUUUCUCAUCCCCCAUUUUCUCCGGAGUCGCUAAAUUUUUCAUCAUUUUUCUCAUCCCUACAAAGUUGUGCUCCCAAAGUGUUGGUCUCGGGAAGGGAUUUUUUUAAAUCAUUUUUGUGCAGAACAGCAUUUUUGUCGCGAAGCGUUAAAUAUCGAUAGAAUAUCUAUAAACUGCCCGGUACUGUGAACACUUAUUAAAAUAUUGUGCAAGAAAAAAAAAACGUUCUUUAUCCCAUUAACGUUAACUUUGUCGUGCAACCAACAUUCGAAACGGGGAAGACCCUUUGAACUCGAGGAAAAGGCACUUUCAAGACAUGGAAGUCGUCCGAAUCCCAUUAAUAUAAUUUCCAAUAAAACGUCAUUCCCACAACAGGUGAGUGCCUUUUGAGGGAGACGAAAAGAAAAAGACAAUUUACAAUAAAAAUUAAAAUUAAAAAAAAAACCAAUGGGAUAUUGCUAAUAAAUCGAAUCCGUCCGUGUUGAGCCUUCGAUUGUUCUCCAGUACAUGCAUAUAUGUAUAUACAAAAUACAUAUCACAUGCUAUAUAUGUGACGAAGAAUGAAUAAAAAAAAGAAAAAACAAAACGUAUCCAAAGGCCAUGGAUCUUGAGAGAAUUCUAUAUUGAAUGAACGAUUAAAUAAAUAAAUAAAUAAAUAUUUAUACAUUUAUUUGUUUAUUUAUCGUCGAUAUUAAAUAAUAAUUAGAUAAAUAUUUAUACCUAUUAUAUAUAUAUAUAUAUAUAUGAAUACGUAAAGAAAAGGAGACAACGAUCAUGCAUAAAAAUAUCGAAAUUAUUGUUACAAGUUUUUACGAUCGUAAGCGCGACGAGGAAGUAGGGUAAAAAACUUGUAAAUAAUUUGCGAAAAAUGAUGACGAUAAAAGAAAUGAAAAUUGGGUGAAAAAUGGCUCGAAUUCGAGCGCCUCGUUGAACCGUCUUGCCUUGGCCUGUGUCUUAUCUAUAUCGUUCCUUUAUAUUCUAUACGUGAUAACUCGACAAUGACGAAAAUAAAGGAGAGAAAAACGUCCAAACGCAAAAAUGAAACUCCGGCAUUGGUUCUAUUACAGAAACAUUUGUUUUAGGUUCGUGAACGAAGAAAAACUUGAGCAAGAUUAUAAAAAAAUAAAAAAAAAUAAAAAGAGAGAGAGAGAGAGAAAAUGAAUAUUUUACAUUAAGGGUAACGAAGAUUUUUGUUUUUGUAUAGAUUAAGUUAGAAAAACACGAUGUACAUUGUACCCUGCGUAUUCUCGAAAGACAAGCGUUCGCCUUUAUUAGUUUUUUUUUUCGCAAUAAAUAAACGAUUAUUGUCAAUGGAGAAA